ACGAAAAACUUCAGUCGUCAACGGAUCUUCGCAGCGACAAGAUGUGUGCAGUUCGAGGGAUACUAGGAGCAGCCAGCAUUGCAGCUCUAGCUAUAGCAGCCGGUGGAUCGCUUUACUACCUGUACCGAUCCAGAACACAGAAGCCGACGACAACGGAGGAGACUACGGUCACUCCAGUGGAAGGAGACCCUGAAACGGUGGAGGAGAGGCAGGCUGAGCCGAUGGUUGAACCUGUACUCUCCGAGACUGUGAUGGAGUUGGUGGAGGAAGAUGGAGGAGUUGACUGCCCCAAGGAAGAAGAUCAGGUCACUCCCAUUAUGGAUGAGGCACCAGAAGCUCUCAGCCUGCUACAGGUCACUGACUUAACAGAGUCAGAGGAAGCUGAGGUGACCCUUAAUACAGAGCUUUGUGAGAGUGUGGUGGAAACACUGGUGGAAGAUGGAGGAGUUGACUGCCCACAAGAGGAAGAUCAGACAACUCUCAUCAUGGAUGAGGCAUCAGAAGCUCCCAGCCUGCUACUGGGCACUGACCCAGCAGAGACUAAGGAAGCCGAGACGGAGGCUGAAUGCAGACCCGAAGCUGAAUCCAAAAAGAAGCAGAAGAUACGAGGGAGACGAGGAAGAUCACAAAAACUACGAAGACUAGGAAGACUAGGAAAACGAGGAAAGAGGCUGUAUAAGUAGGACAGUGUAGGAUUA
This is a messenger RNA of Astyanax mexicanus (Mexican tetra), 698 nucleotides long. RefSeq lists its product as uncharacterized. The record is from RefSeq and is a predicted model, not a curated record. The transcript is spliced from 2 exons. Lineage: Eukaryota; Metazoa; Chordata; Actinopteri; Characiformes; Acestrorhamphidae. Bases 42 to 683 code for a protein of 213 amino acids.